This is a messenger RNA of Paramecium tetraurelia, 1965 nucleotides long. RefSeq lists its product as uncharacterized. Gene Ontology annotation, molecular function: ATP binding; protein kinase activity. Gene Ontology annotation, biological process: protein phosphorylation. Gene Ontology annotation, cellular component: cytosol. Lineage: Eukaryota; Ciliophora; Oligohymenophorea; Peniculida; Parameciidae. The transcript has 4 exons. The record is from RefSeq and is a predicted model, not a curated record.
AUGGGUUCUUAAGAGAGUAAACAGGAAGGAUUAAUAUAGGACUCGCGAUAUGGGAAGGCUACAUUGAUUAGGAAAUAUAAUUAGAUUUGUGCAACGAGGAAAGUAUUCAUUUAGGAUGGAAGUCAACAUGAUGAAUUUGUGAAGAGAGUAAAGAUUGAGCAUCCAAAUUUAGUGAAAAUAUUGGAGAGCGGAAUACAGAAGGAACAGGAAUUGUGUACUACUUAUCACACGAUGUAUAUAAUAAGUGAAUAUUAUUCUACUUCAUUUCAUAAGGAGAUUGCAAACAGAAGAGGUAGAGGAGCAUUUUGGACAGAAUAGGAACUAUGGAACUAAUUGCUAGGACUAGUGGAUUUGUUGAUGAAAAUGCAAGAAGCUCAUUUGGUUCAUUAGAAUAUAAGGCCAUUGACUAUUAGUUACAUUAAUGAAAACACUUUAAAACUGUGUGAUAAUUUAUUUCAAUCUACUGCAUUUCAAAUGGCUUAAUAGAAUCCAGAGAAUUAGAAAAUUUUUGAAUUGUCACCAAAGUUAUUGGAAGCAAUCAAUUAGAACAAUCAAUUCCCUAGGCAUAAUCUAUUUAAGAGUGAUGUGUGGAGUCUGGGAAUGUGCAUAUUAUAGGCCAGUCUGUUGGAUCAUUGUCGAGAUUGUUUUGACUUUGAAAGAGGACAUGUUGAUGUGUCUCGGAAACUGGCUCUAUUGAACAAGAAUUAUUCAAUUAAGUAUGAGUAAGUAAUUGUGGCCAUGCUAUCAGUGGAUGAAGAAUCCAGACCUGAUUUUAAAUAAUUAAUGAACUUCAUGAAAGGUAAUCCAGAUGCAGGAAUCUCCAAAUUCCUGGAGGACUCGGUGAUUCAUAGUUCGCGUAUAUGUUUAGAUACCAAAUCUCCUAUGAGUUUAAAGGAAGACAGUUUACCAGAGCCAUUGAAUCAAUUGAGAGAACAAAUUGAAAGCAAACCCACCAAAAAUAUGGUUGAAUUAGAGGAAUUAAGGAUCAAACCAAAGAUUGUGAUUAAGAAGACUAAAAAGAAGGAUUUGGGAUUUUAUAAUUAUUAGGAACAAAUGGUCAUAAGAGAUCCCAGCAAAUCAGCUAUAUAAUAAUAGAACUUAUAUAGUUACACUUCAGUUGAUUAUUCAUCCAAUAAAAAGUUAGUGAAUUCCUCACAUUAAUUUACUAAUCCUUCCCCAUAAACCUAAUAAUUUAAUGAUAAGGAGAAGAUAGAAUAGUUACUUGGAUAUGGGAUGUAAUCAUAUUCCAUAGAUUCUCUUAUUAUGCCAUCUAUAUCUAUAAAACCCUAGAUAUCCUUAGUGGAAUCUUCCAAGCCUUUUUCCUCUGAAACUAGUAAAACUACAUAACAAUCAAAUCCUCAAGUAAUCACCAUAGAUACUCACCCAUCUUGUAAUAGUACUCCUGUGAGUUAUACUGAAAUACCAAUUAGUUAUGUAGCGAAGAAGGACAUAAAUUAUAGAUAAGAAAUGGAGUAGAUGAUUGAGUUGAAUAGAUCGAGAUGUUUCAAAACUGAACAAUAUUAAGAUGGAUCAUCGUAUGUAGGAGAAAUGUAUAAUUAAUUAAGAGAUGGAUUUGGAAAAUAUCAAUUCGUAGAAGGUGGUUAUUAUGAAGGAUAGUGGAAAUAGAAUAAAAUGCAUGGUUAUGGAACUCUAUUCUAUGGAGUUGGAUAAAAAGCAUAUGAAGGACAAUUUGAAAAUGAUUAAUUCUCCGGGUUUGGCACGUUGUACAAUAAGGAACCAACCAAACUGGAUACUCCAUUUGAUUGCUCUAAUUUUGAUCUUAUUGGGAAUUAUUGGGUCAAGUAUGUUGGCAAUUUUUAGAAUGAGUUGAAGGAUGGUUAAGGAGCAUUAUACUUAUCAAAUGAUGAAUGUUACAAGGGAGAAUUCUAUCAAGAUUAUGUUGAUGGUCAUGGCACUUUUGGUUCAAUUAUUGGAGUUUGGCGUAAAAAUUAAUUGAUUAAAUGA